AGGAUUUGAUCAUGCAUACUGUUGCAUUUGAUGAAACAACAAUUACAGUUGAUUGUACUUGCAAAUAUUUUGGUGAGGUAGGUUUGUUGUGCAAGCACUCACUUCGUGUCUUACACUUAAACAACAUUACUUAUAUCCCGAAAAGAUACAUUUGCAAGAGAUGGACAAAAGCUGCUAUGUGCACUAGAGUUGAUGACAAUGAUGUUGCUGAAAUGGGUGUCACUCCUUGUAGUGUAUGGAGAUUGUAUCAUAUUCGUACAUUUAUCACACUUGUAGAUCGAGCACAUAAUGACUUGAGUGCUCGAGCUGUCAUUGAGGAAGCAAUUGAAGAAUGCACUGCUAGGAUUAAUCUCUUGAUGGGAGAAGAUAAAGAUAUGCCACCUGAGUUAUCAAAAACGAAUGAACAAGAUGUUACUCAAGAAAAAGGUGAUGGCAGUCUAUUAGAACCAGCAGUAAUAUUUGAGGAAUUGGCUGAAGAACAUGGAGGACUUGAAAAAGAACAUGGAGGUUUUGAAAGAGAACAUGGAGGCAUUGUUAAAGAACACACGGUUCAGGUAGAUGUCAAGGAUCCUAUCAAAAAAAGGAAAAAAGGUCAAAAGAAUACUAGGUGGAAAAGCACACAGGAAAAGGUUUCCAACAAGCUAAAAGGUCAAAAGAUAAAGUCAUGGAGAAAGAAAAGCGCAAAGGGUGUUUCAAAGAUGAAACAAAAAGCACAGGCUACGAUUAAGGAUUUCCUCCCUGUACCUGAUGGAAAUGUUCUGGCACAUUCCAACGAAUUUGGAGGAUCUUUGGAGUUUUUUUAGCCUGAUGACUAUUUUGGAGUGAAUAUUAGAGAAUUAUAAAUGAUAUGUACUAUUUAGUCUACGUUAACAAUUUUUUUUAUUUCAUAUUUGUCCUUAUAUUUUUUUAAAUUUUUUUUUAAUAAGAUCUUAUAAAUUAGAACACUCUAUUUCAGUUUUUUUUUUAACAAGACAUAUUUUGCAUAUUAAUGGUGGUUACUGUGGCCUAUAAAAAGACAUAUUUUGUGUUAGUUUAUAAGACAUAUGAUGCAAAAUAACUAGAAAUAAAAUUUCACUGAACAAAAAGAACAUCAAAUGUUUUUAAAAGAACAUUAUAUGUAAUCAAUAGAACAUUAUAUGUUAAUAAAAGAACAUUGUUUGUAAUCAAAAGAACAUUGCAUAAAAUCAGAAGAACACAUGUUGUAUAAAGAACAUUGUACAUGUUCAUUCUAUUCUUUCUUCCAAAUCAAUAUGCUUCCAAAGUUUAUUAGCCCCAACUAUACAAAAAAUAAACAGUGCUAAUUGUUCAACAUCCACCAAAUUUUCAAAAAGACAUACUUGUUCAAA
Chenopodium quinoa (quinoa) is the source of this 1346-nucleotide messenger RNA. RefSeq names its product protein FAR1-RELATED SEQUENCE 1-like. NCBI's taxonomy places the organism in Eukaryota, Viridiplantae, Streptophyta, Magnoliopsida, Caryophyllales, Amaranthaceae. The record is from RefSeq and is a predicted model, not a curated record. The transcript is spliced from 2 exons. Gene Ontology annotation, molecular function: zinc ion binding. The coding region runs from base 12 to 803 and encodes 263 amino acids.